Messenger RNA from Osmerus eperlanus (European smelt), 2567 nucleotides. It is a transcript of the gene ccdc61, whose product is annotated as coiled-coil domain containing 61. The transcript is spliced from 13 exons. NCBI's taxonomy places the organism in Eukaryota, Metazoa, Chordata, Actinopteri, Osmeriformes, Osmeridae. Bases 627 to 2186 code for a protein of 519 amino acids. The record is from RefSeq and is a predicted model, not a curated record.
AGCUAGGCAGUGUCUUUCAGUUGAUCAAAAAGCAUGCUAACAACUUAGUUAGCCAGCAAGGAGUAAUCUGUUAUCCAAUGAUAUAUUUGAUACGAUAUACCGUUGGAGUGUACUGUGGAUCGUUUUUCGAGGAAAUCAAUAGGACGGGUAUGCUGUAACUUGCUAGCUAGGACGAGCUUAGCAAGUUAGCCUUCUGACUUUGGCUUUGUGGCUGUGAUGUCUCGAGUCUAGGAAGACUGACUGUACACAUUUAUAGAUGCUAGACUGGCAAUGAGGAUUAAAACAGAAGAUGAGACUGAUAGCAAAGACAAUGUAGUUUACAGGUCUAGUCGACAAUCAUCAGGAGCCAGCAACUCAUCGUCCAGCAAUUUGUACAAUUUUAGCUAGUUAAAGAUAGCUCUAGCUAUUUUGUUAGCCAGCUAGCUAGGUAGCUAUGCACCAGCUGUGCUGCGUAACGUUAGACACUAGCUAGCCUGCGGUGGCAAUCUUGAGUCCUUUUAAUCCGUCAGAUAGUAUGCAAAUUGAUGGACCAGAAGUAGCGAACCUUAUCUAACUUGCAGACAUGCAAUGGCGUUAGCCCAUUUUGUACAGAGUGAGGUUGCCAACGUGCAAACGAUUUGAGAACUAUGGAGGUGGGCUCUACGGUGUUGGAGGAUAUUGUUUUCCGAGGAGUGGAGUUUUCCGUCAAGAUAGAGCUCGAGGAGAGGAUACUGGUUGUCGAAAUUUCGGACCCAAUGACAGCUGAUCAAUGGAGAGGAGAAUUUGACCCUGCAUAUAUUGAGGACCUGACUCGCAAAACUGGCAACUUCAAGCAGUUUCCCAUCUUUUGCAGCAUGUUGGAGUCUGCAGUCAGAAAGACCAGCGAGUCGGUGACCCUUGACCUUUUGACCUACGCUGACCUGGAGCUCCUGCGCAACAGGAAGGCUGGAGUCGUAGGUCGUCCCCGUGGCCAGCAACAGUCUCCUGCCCUGAGUGCUAAAAGAUACCUCAUCCUCAUUUACACAGUGGAGUUUGACAGGAUCCACUACCCGCUCCCCCUGCCCUACCAGGGCAAGCCUGACCCUGCAGCCCUGCAGAAGGAGAUCCGCGUCUUGAGGGCUGAGCUCAACGCACUCACCAAUCACGGAGGUCACAAACCAGCGGAAACAGAGAUUUGUCGUCUACGGGCAGAACUGGGUCUGGUGAAAGAGGAGAAGGAGGCCCUUGCCGUGGCCCUGGAGAGGCUGCGGGUGGUUGGGGCGGCUGCCACCCCUGGCGGAGGGGCCCGUGGGCUCCGGGACGUGGUGAGGGGCCUGGAGGAGCAGCUGGUCAGGGAGAGGGCCAAGACCCAACGCUCGGCGAGUAAACGAGGCCAGGAGCAGCGCUUUCUGGUGGAGCAGUUGGAGGAGCUGAGGGCAUCGGAACGCUCUCUCCGGAUCCGUGUGAAGAGUUUGACAAACGAGCUGGCCUUGCUACGGAGAGGGUUAGACAAUCUAAGCAUCAGGUUGACUCCGACCCUCUCGGGGCGCAGUAACUCCCGCGGGGACGGGGACAUCCGACGUUCGCUUUCCCGCGAGCGGAGCGUGGGCCGCGUGGUGGUCAGGGCUCGUUCGGGGUCGAGGGAGCGGAUAGAGGACAGGGGUCGGAGGUCGGAGGACCGGGGGCGGAGGGCGGACUCCUCGGGGCCUCUCGCCCACAUCCGCAGACCAUCACCGUCUCCCACAGGAUUGCCGGCACCGCGUUUCGACCCCACCGCCUACAUCCAGGACAGACAGCGCAGACAGAGAGAAGCAGAGCUCAAAAGCCAGAGGAAGGUCCGGAGGGACAUGCUGGCAUCUCCGGUUGUCCUAGAGAGAGGGCGCUCCCGCUCCAGAGAGGCCUAUCAGCAGGUCCGGACGGGCAGCACGGGAAGAGGGAGGAGCGUGUCUGUGGAGAGCAGGAGGAGCAGACAGUCUUCUGAGAACUCCUUAGCAGACAUGGAUGAGUUGGCCCAGCCUCUCACCUCCAGAGGGAGGAAGCAGACGUAUAAUGGCCCUACAAUGCCCAGAGGAAGACUUGGGAACAGGAAGCCACUAUGCAGCACUCCCACUUACAGGAUGCGACCCGAGAAAGAGAGCUCCUUGGAUGCAGGGACCGAUCUCACUGAGAUUGAUGCCAGACUGCAGGCUCUCCAGGACUACAUGAGGGACCUGGACACAGGACACUAACACCAUGAGCUCUACCAACCUCAGAGACACUUGAAGAGACAUGAGGCCUCUCCUCACCUCUGUUGAGCCUGGGACCCAGACACUCCCAAGCAUGAGCCCAGCUGUCACGGAGGAACAAUGCUCUCUGUCACCUCAUGUUAGAGUCCCCGAUGGUGAUACAGGUAGCCUCCCACUGUGAAGGAUAUCAAGCUCCUGGUUGUUUGUACUGGGCCUUCAGGACCGAUAGAUGUUUUGUACCAGGAUUUUAUGUGUAUUUUGACUUUUAAAAUAGAUUUCCUCUUUUGCACAAUAUGUGGCUUAUGAAUGUUAGGCCUGUUGUUUAGUUUUUUUUUUUUUUGACAUGUUUGAGUCUGUAAAUAAUAUAACUUUAUUUUAAUCAUU